Microstroma glucosiphilum is the source of this 2311-nucleotide messenger RNA. Its product is annotated as acyltransferase ChoActase/COT/CPT. The transcript is spliced from 3 exons. Gene Ontology annotation, molecular function: acyltransferase activity. The record is from RefSeq and is a predicted model, not a curated record. NCBI's taxonomy places the organism in Eukaryota, Fungi, Basidiomycota, Exobasidiomycetes, Microstromatales, Microstromataceae. Bases 92 to 2254 code for a protein of 720 amino acids.
CGUUGGCCUUCCCCGCAUCUUCACCCCUGCCUUCCCCGCUCGACUUCUUCUCCUUGUACCAUCACGUCCGCGAUCCGCCUCGGCCCUUAGCAUGCCUCGUCUGAUACCCAGAUCAUACACACCUCGUCUCCACCCUUCCUCUUCCUCUCGCUCCUUCACCUCUAGCACACGCAGCAUGUUCGCCCUCACCCCAUACCGCGGAGCUCCCGGUACCACACAACCGAAGACGUUCUCGCGGCAACGGGAGCUGCCUCGCCUUCCAGUUCCACCCCUCGAUGGCACCCUUCAGCGGUACCUCAAGACCCUCGAGCCUAUUCUUCUGCAGAAAGAGGAAAUGGGAGAGCUCAAGGGUAGCAGUGCCGAGGCAGAGCUGGAGAAGCGCAAGCAGUGGGCAGAGGAGCUCAAGGCACAGGGCAAGCUGGGGCAGCAGCUGCAACAUCGUCUGGUAGACGUGGAUCGCACAACACCCAACAAUUGGCUCGACGAUCGGUAUUGGCUUGUCAAGGCUUACCAUGAGUGGCGUGUCCCGCUGCUCGUCAACUCUAAUUGGUGGCUCAUGUUCCGUGCCGACCCUGGUACACCCCUGGCUAAGCUGGAAGACACUUCCGCAGAAGCCGAUCCGGCGCUGAUGGAGGACUUUGAUGUCGCUGGACUCGAAGGCGUUGGACUUGGUAGCAAGCAGCAGUGGGAUCAGGCCGAAUGGGGAGUCAGGAGAGCAACAUGGCUAAUUCAUAGAUUCCUGAGCUUCAAGCAGAGGCUAGAUGGCGAGGACAUCAUGCCAGACGCGUCGCGGGCGGGUGCGUUCUGCAUGCAUCAGUACACACGAUUGUUCGGCAUCUCGAGAAUUCCAGCGCUACCACAUGACUGGAACACAGAGCCUGCUCAUCCCGUCAAGGCAAGACAUAUCACUGUGGCAGUCCGAGACAACUUCUACGCUCUGGAAGUGCUCAACAAGGACAAUAGUUUGAAGAACUUGGCAGACAUUGAGAAGUCGCUGUGGGACAUUGUCAACGACGCAAAGCAAGCCGACGGCGAGGGAGUAGGUGUCUUGACCAGCGAUGAUCGCGAUACUUGGGCGAAAGCUCGCGAGCAUCUCCUCAUCAGCUCUGAGACCAACGUCGCCUCACUGCGCUCUAUCGAGGACUCCCUAUUCAUCAUCAGUCUGGACUCAUCCAACCUCGGUCUACCAAAGGGCCACCCUGCCCCUCCGCACCGAGCUUCUCCCGCUUCCGUCGAUGCCCAUGCUCGCAACACCUCUGGUGCAGGUCGUUCCGGCCACAACAGGUGGUUUGACAAGGCUCUGAGUGUGACAGUGGAGCCCAAUGGUCGAGCAGGUAUGAUGGGCGAGCACUCCCCGUGCGAUGCUCUCAUCCCUUCGAUCGUGGCCGACUAUGCCGCUGCCGAGCCGUGCCCAGCGCCGGGCACUCCUCUGCCUUCUCCAUCCAGCCAGAGCGAAGAGGCGGGCAGCGUGCCUACCUGGAAGAAGCUGUCUUGGGUCGUCGACGAGCAGACACAAGCCAGCAUCACCUCGGCAGAGGCUAAGGCCAAGGAGAUCGCUGCCAACUCCGACAUUCGCACCCUGUGGUUUGACGAAUUUGGUGCAGAGUGGAUGAAGAAGGUGGGCAAGCAAUCUCCCGACGCCUUCAUCCAGAUGGCGCUGCAGCUCGCUUAUGCCACCAUCGCUGGUCGACAGACGGCUACGUACGAGACUGCGUCUACGCGCAUCUACAAGCACGGCCGCACAGACGUCAUCCGCUCCUUCUCUACGGAAGCCUAUGAGUUUGUCAAGGCAGUGCGAACGGGCAAGCCUACAUCGGAAAUCUACCCGCUUCUGUCCAAGGCGGCUACAGCUCACAAUGCACAGACGCGAGCUAGCUCGAUGGGCUCAGGAGUGGACCGUCAUCUCACUGGCCUGAGGCUGGUGUACAACGCAGAGCUGGACGGAGAGGUGCCUCAGCUGCUGCAGGAUCCCCUCUUCGCCGAGAGCCAGACAUGGAAACUCAGCACGAGUGGACUAAGCGCAGGUGACCGCUUUGCCGGCACGGGCUUCGGUGCUGGGUACGAGGACGGCUACGGAAUUAACUACCUGGCUGGUGCCUCGCUGCUCAAGUUUGGAAUCGAGUCAAAGCACUCGGGCAAGGCUACGAGCACGACGGAGUUUGCAAAGCAGAUUGUAGAGGCAUUGAGGUUUAUGAGGAAGGUGUGCGAAGAAGAGGCACCCAAGGACGAGGGAGCGACCAAGGGGAAGCUGUAAAAAGAGAGUUACACGUGUGCUGUAAUUGACACAUUAGAACACCUUUUCGCUGCAUUG